This is a messenger RNA of Daphnia pulex (common water flea), 2243 nucleotides long. It is a transcript of the gene hfp, whose product is annotated as poly(U)-binding-splicing factor half pint-like. Gene Ontology annotation, cellular component: catalytic step 2 spliceosome; precatalytic spliceosome. The transcript is spliced from 16 exons. The record is from RefSeq and is a predicted model, not a curated record. NCBI's taxonomy places the organism in Eukaryota, Metazoa, Arthropoda, Branchiopoda, Diplostraca, Daphniidae. The coding region runs from base 423 to 2081 and encodes 552 amino acids. Gene Ontology annotation, biological process: alternative mRNA splicing, via spliceosome; mRNA splice site recognition; regulation of alternative mRNA splicing, via spliceosome. Gene Ontology annotation, molecular function: RNA binding.
AAAUUUUCCCUUCAUCAGUUGCAGCAGUUCCCAGUUCAUGAAAAAGUCGCGUUCAAUCACAGACGCCAUCGUUCUACGACAACUUUUGUAGGUUGAAAACAACAAAAGUUCGCCGGUUUCUUAAAACAUUAUUUGACGAAGAUUUUGGGAAAAUGACCAAUGAAAAUGGCCGGAACUCGACCCCACCACCUGGAGUUGAUGGAGAGGAAGAGCCAGUUUUGAAAUAUCCGAGACUGGAUCUUGCAAGUGUGUACCGCCGAUCAUCGUCAACCAAAUGACCGUCCCCUGCAUUCUCACACACUAUAGCCGCAGUGCCCACAUCAGGGGCACGGGAUGGAGGGCUGAGUGAUUAUCUCCCUGGACCUAUAAAAGAUUUAGACCAGACUGGACCUUUAACAGCCGGAUCUGGUGCCCGUCGAGAUAUGUAUGGAUCUACUCCUCCUCAACUGACUAGUGAACAGACAGAAGCUGUUAGUCGAGCGAAACGCUACGCAAUGGAGCAAAGUAUCAAAAUGGUUUUAAUGAAACAAACACUCGCUCACCAGCAGCAGCAAGCCAAAUCCCUACAACGCCACCAAGCCCUAGUUCUUAUGUGCAGAGUUUAUGUUGGAAGCAUAAGUUUCGAGUUGCGCGAAGAUACUGUACGACAGUCGUUCCAUCCCUUUGGACCCAUCAAAUCUAUUACUAUGUCAUGGGAUCCCAUAACUCAAAAGCACAAAGGAUUUGCCUUCGUUGAAUAUGAACUCCCUGAAGCCGCACAAUUAGCUCUAGAACAGAUGAAUGGCGUGGUGAUUGGAGGGCGAAAUAUUAAGGUAGGACGCCCGAGUAACAUGCCACAGGCUCAGCCUGUCAUUGAUGAGAUUAUGGAAGAAUCACGUCAUUACAACCGCAUUUUUAUUGCAUCAGUACAUCCAGAUCUGACAGAAGAAGAUAUUAAAAGUGUUUUCGAGGCAUUUGGUAAGAUCAAAAUGUGUCAGCUAGCUCAAGGCCCUGCUCCCGGAAAACACCGUGGUUAUGGUUUCAUUGAAUAUGAGACCACUCAGUCAGCCCAUGAUGCCAUAGCAUCUAUGAACAUGUUUGAUUUGGGCGGUCAACAUCUACGUGUGGGUCGGGCUAUAACGCCCCCUAAUUCGUCUGUGAACCCAAAUGCACCUCCUCCGUCUGGACAGUUGCCCACGCAGGCCGCUUUAGCUGCGGCUGCUGCAACUGCACGCAUUCAAGCUAUGGAUGCUGUUGCCGGUGCUUUAUCGGGAACUGGAGGGCUUCCUGGAUUAGCUGGUCUCUCUGCUCUUCUUAAUCCAACAUUAGCAACUGCUGCAGCUACCCUGACUACAGCUUUAGGUCUGACAUCACCUGCCCUUGCUGCCGCGGCGGCAGCAGCCUCCAAUUUAGCUAUACCUCCUCCGGGGCUGGCUAUCCCACAGCUCGGUGCUCCAGCUCUACCCCUGCGACCCUCAGUCGUCUCACCUGCUCGAUUAACAAGCCAACAUGUAGUAGCCAUACCACCACCUACCGUAGUGACUCCCGUUUUGGCCACUGGUGGUUUCAGCAAUACUCCACCCAUCCAGCAAAUUCAAAUGCAACAAAUACCGAUAGCGAAUCCUCAGGAAAUUUUGCGGAAAGCACAGGAGGAAGCUAAAGUUAAGCAGCAACAAGAAGAGAUUAAGCAAAAACUGUUGGAUGAAGUUGAACCACAAACACUACAACAGCAAGAAAAUAUAUCAAUUAAGGGUCAGUCUGCUCGUCAUUUGGUCAUGCAAAAAUUGAUGCGCAAAGCGGAUUCUCGAGUCAUCAUACUUCGUAAUAUGGUUGGUCCGGAAGAUGUUGACGAAACUCUUCAAGAAGAAAUCACCGAUGAGUGUUCAAAGUUUGGGAAUGUUAAACGAGUGAUUAUUUAUAAAGAAAAACAAUCAGAUGACGAUGAUGCUGAAAUAAUCGUUAAGAUUUUCGUUGAAUUCACAGUUGGAACAGGAGCUGAAACAGCGCGGGACUCCCUGAACGGCAGGUUUUUUGCCGGUCGUAUGGUUCGAUGUGACAUUUAUGAUCAAGCUCUUUAUGAAUGUAAUGAUCUUUCCGGAUGAAUUUGAGUUUUAUUUAUCAUCUUCCAAUCGCCUCUUUAUUUUAUGGCUUCAAGUCUGACCUUUUGUGUUGCACUAACUCUGCAUAUUUCCUACUGUGUUUUCGUGUGUUAUUAUGACUGCCCUGUGGUUCGAGUAAGAAAUAAAAUAUUCUGUAGUCGCCAA